AUGUAUGUCCUUGAACUUUCUCUCCCUCUCUUGGUUAUCAUCAUGUGUUUUACUUAUUCUACAUGGUGGUACCUUAGUAAUAGAUGGUGGAAAUCAAGCUCAGUGCCAACAAAUUGGCCACUAGUUGGAAUGUUGCCUGGGCUUAUUCGAAAUGCUCAUCGUGUCCAUGAAUUUGUAACUGAUGCUCUUAUAGAAACUAAGGGAACUUUUGAGUUUCAUGGUCCUGUUCUUGCCAACUUGAACAUGUUACUUACUAGUGAUCCUGCAAAUAUCCAUCAUAUCCUCAGUAAAAACUUCUCAAACUAUCCAAAGGGUGUUGAGUUUCGUAAAAUUUUCGAUAUGUUAGGAAAUGGAAUGUUCAGUGUUGAUUAUGAGCUAUGGGAGAUGCAUAGGAAGACCACCAUGUCCUUAAUGAAUCAUGCCAAGUUCCAAACUUUGUUGGAGAGGAACAUGUGGAACAUUAUCGAAAACAGGCUCCGACCGAUUCUUGAUGCUUUUGCUGAACAGGACACCCUGUUUGAUUUGCAAGAUAUUUUCCAGAGAUUCACUUUUGAUGCUAUCAGCAAAUUGUUACUUGAUCAUGAUCCGAAAAGUUUGUCUAUUGGCUUACCUCAUGUGCCAUGCGAAAAGGCGUUCAACGACACUGUGGAUGCACUUCUUUACAGACAUCUCUUGCCAGAAAGUUGCUGGAAAUUGCAAAAAUGGCUUCAAAUUGGUAGAGAAAAGAAGCUCAUUCAAGCGUGGGAAGCUUUUGAUCAGUUCUUAUAUCCUUGCAUUUCGCGGAAGCAAGAAGAAUUGCUGCAUCAAAGUACAAUCAAAGACGAGGAAUUCACGUUUUUAAACGCGUACAUCAAAAUGUAUAAUCAAUGGAAAGAUGGUGAUUUGGGUACUUUGCAAACAUUUCUAAGGGACACUUUCUUGAGUUUGAUGCUUGCUGGUAGAGACACCACAAGUGCAGCUCUCACUUGGUUUUUUUGGCUCUUAGCUGAAAAUCCCUUAGUAGAGAAAAAGAUUAGAGAAGAGAUUCAACAACAAUUCAAUCUAAAAGAGGGCGAAAAUCUCAAGUUUUUCGAAAUAGAAGAAGCAAGAAAACUAGUCUAUCUACAUGGUGCUUUGUGUGAAACCCUGAGGUUCUUUCCAUCAGUUGCAAUUGAGCAUAAACUUCCACUUGAAUUUGACAUUCUUCCGAGCGGUCACCAUGUUAGUCCAAACACGAGAGUUGUGCUAUCGUUCUAUAUGAUGGGGAGAAUGGAAAGUAUAUGGGGAAAAUAUUGCUUAGAAUUCAAGCCAGAGAGAUGGAUUUCUGAACGUGGAGGGAUCAAACAUGAGCCAUCUCUGCUGUUUCCGCCGGAGAAGCAGGCGACUGGUGGCGCUGCUGUUACUCUCUGUUUCGCCAUCGCUGCUGCUUGCUGGUGGCUCGCUGGAGCUGGCCUUCGCUGCUGCUCGCCUCUUGGAGCUGCUGGUCGGACAGCAGCUUUUGCUGCUCGCUUCGUCCGCCAAAGGAGAGUGAGGAGGUGGACGGAGAGAGGUGGGGAAGAAGGGAGAGAGAGGGGAGCAACGAAGAGGGGGAGAGAUGGGCGGCUGCCACCAACGAGUGGUGGUGAUCUCGCCGGAGAGCAUAGAGAGGAGGGGCUGCUGCUGCUUCAAUAA
Molecule: messenger RNA, 1650 nt
Organism: Solanum verrucosum
Lineage: Eukaryota; Viridiplantae; Streptophyta; Magnoliopsida; Solanales; Solanaceae
Product: alkane hydroxylase MAH1-like
Exons: 2
Coding region: 1-1650 (549 amino acids)
Molecular function (GO): iron ion binding; heme binding; monooxygenase activity
Source: RefSeq, a predicted model, not a curated record